GUCGAACCAAGCUGAAAGAAGUAAUUCUACCAUGAGGCUCAACGUCCCUAUUGCCAUUGCUGCAUCAUACCUAGUAUGCUCGGGACUUGCGCUACCUACCUUUGAUGACCAAAAGCCAUUCCUUUCAAAAGGCAACGGUGUAAAUGCUAUCGCUGAUUUUCAACUGAAGGAUUCCCCAAAUCAACAUUACGAUGGCCAUCAAGUGAUCGCCAUCAAUGCAACUAAUGAGCAAGCGCUAUCAGCACUGUAUGCUCUUAGAGAGCGUCUUGCCCUGGAUUUCUGGACCCCAUUAUCACUCGAUAAACCUAUCCAAAUCCGAAUCAAUCCGGAACAAAAAGAUCAAUUUUUUGAUCUUUUACCAUCAUCUACUAAUUACUCGGUCGCAAUACCCGAUCUACAACAGUUUCUCGACAAUCAAGCAAAGCUAAACUACGAGACAACAGUAAUUCGAAAGGGAUUUGAAAAUUUUUUCACUGAUUAUCAUUCAUAUGAAGAUAUUACGGCACACUUGGAUGAACUUGCUUCCCAGCACAAAAAAUUAGUUAAAAAAAUCAAAAUUGGUACCACUAGCGAAGGCCGCCCUAUCUAUGCUUGGAGACUUCAUAAGAAGGCAAAAAAAUCAAAACCGACUAAGAAACCCAAGAAGAAGACGCAUGGCAAAAACCUGCUUUCGAGCUGGCUCGAAGAUUUAGAUCUCUACGAAGAUGAGGAAGAUGACUAUCAAGUGACGAAGAAGAAGAAACAGAAGAAACCAAAAAAGCCCAUGGAAAUUGUCAUCAAUGGUGGUCAGCAUGGACGUGAAUGGAUAUCACCAGCCGUUGUUUCUUACAUGAUGGCCGCCAUGUUGGACAGCUAUGAUUCGGAUAAGACUACGCAUCGCUUGCUAAAGUAUUUUAAAUGGACCUUCAUCCCAGUCCUCAAUGUUGACGGUUACGAAUAUUCUCAAACCAACGAUAGGAUGUGGCGAAAAACUAGACAGUCGUUUGAAAACUCAAAGUGUAUUGGUGUUGAUUUGAACCGAAACUGGGACUUUGAAUGGGAAAGCAGACCAGGAUAUGAUAGUAACCCAUGUAGCGAGACGUAUGUUGGGACUUACCCGUUCUCAGCUCCUGAAUCGCAAGCUCUGGCUAGUUAUAUUGCAUCUCGCAAACGAGUUAUUAGUUACUUGGAUCUGCAUUCAUUUUCUCAAAUGUGGAUGACACCUUAUGGUAGCGACUGUCGUCAUGAACCAAAGGACAAUGAGGAUAUUAUCGAAGCAGCCCUUCAUGCUGUCAAGUCCUUGAAGCGAGUACACGAUAAACAAUUUGAAAUUGCUCCCGUGUGCCGCUCGGUGUCAGAGACUUCUGGUGAUGCCAUUGAAUGGUCAUACACCAAGCAACAUGUAAAGUAUUCGUAUGAAAUACAGUUGCGAGACACAGGUAGUUACGGCUUUUUGCUGCCACCUUCUGAAAUUUUACCCAGUGGAGAAGAAAUGCUCUCUGCUAUACAAAACCUUGCCCUUUUUAUUCGCUCUCGAGAUGGAAAGGGAAAGAAAGGAACAUAAAUAUUUUGUCGUAACCACUUUCAAUAAAUCAAAAAUCAAGCAAUAUCUGUCCUUCCCUGAGGAAAUGUGGUUGACUGCUCUCCGCUUUGAGUGCCAGUCACACUGACAAAAAAA
Molecule: messenger RNA, 1657 nt
Organism: Umbelopsis ramanniana AG
Lineage: Eukaryota; Fungi; Mucoromycota; Umbelopsidomycetes; Umbelopsidales; Umbelopsidaceae
Exons: 7
Coding region: 32-1543 (503 amino acids)
Biological process (GO): proteolysis
Molecular function (GO): metallocarboxypeptidase activity; zinc ion binding
Source: RefSeq, a predicted model, not a curated record